Petromyzon marinus (sea lamprey) is the source of this 2908-nucleotide messenger RNA. RefSeq names its product nuclear receptor coactivator 4 (gene NCOA4). Gene Ontology annotation, biological process: response to hormone; intracellular iron ion homeostasis. Gene Ontology annotation, molecular function: transcription coactivator activity. The record is from RefSeq and is a predicted model, not a curated record. Lineage: Eukaryota; Metazoa; Chordata; Hyperoartia; Petromyzontiformes; Petromyzontidae.
AGGAGACACGCGCCAGAGGCGUCUCCCUUCGACCGCGACGUCGACGUCGCCUCUUCGCCUAAAAGGCGGCGCCGGGGAGCCGCUUUCUCGUCCCCACCGAGCUUGGUCGGCCCCGUGGAGGAGGACCGCCUCGACUCUGCCCACCGUCGGCGUCCGCGUGGCUUUGACCGGUAACAGCAAGAAUGAGUUCCAAUCCUGUCGCCUCUCUCAAGGAGAGAUGUCUGAAAGCCCAGAGUCAGAUUCAAGCAGCCAUCGGUGAUGUGUCAACGACACAGCAGCAACUUCGGGGAAACGUACAGCACGUGAGGGCUCAGAUCCACAACUGCCUGAGCCGGCAGCUGGAGUCACUGCGCAGCCGAGAGGUGUGGUUGCUGGAGCAGACCGAGGUGGUUCAACAGGUGAAGGAGGAGGCGCUGGACAAUCAGCUGCAGCAGCUCAACCAGGUGCUGGGAUGGCUGCAGUGUCUGCUCAAGCAACAGGAGGCUUUGCAGUACCCAGACCCCCAUCUGAACCUCCAGAUCGCCGAGUGCCUGCAGAGGUGUAGCAGCCUCAACCUGAAUGUCGAGGAGACAGAUGCCAUAGGUUUUGUAGCAGAUGCUGCAGCCUUGAGAAAGGCUAUCACCACGUUUGGGAACAUCAUCACACAGGGAGAGUACCCCACCAGCCGCUACAGUGCCUGUCCCAUACUGGAGCAGCUUUCUUCUGUUGCACAUUUCAAGGAGCCUUCUGCAUUGCAGAAGUCUUCGCUCCGCAAUGAGGCUCCCAACGAUUGGCUUCUGAGAGCCACCUCCAGCGCGGCUGCACUGCCCCCCACGAUUACAUUCCACUCCCCAAGCAAGAACAUGACUGACUGGCUGUUCAAAGGAAGUGCCACUAUGGAAGAAACAAACGAGAGUACAACAUGCAGAUCGACCCCUGCUGAAAAAGAGGUGAAAAACAAUCUGCUGAAGAUACAAGACCAGGCCCCAAACAUUCACGCAAACCACACACGCGCCAUGUCCACCUCAUCUACCUUUGAAAUAUUGGACGCCCUGUCCGAAGACGAUAUAAUCACUGACAACAAAGGAGAAAAUGAAGAGAUGGUGGAGCUUUCGGCCUUCUACAAGGUGUCGGAUAUCAACACGUGGCUGCUGAAGCCUUCCCAACACAAGUCCGCCGGCAUCCACAACUCCCCCAUCGACGAAGCUACUCGCAAUAGCUGGGAGGCCGUGUUGAAGCCAUUCACGGCCACUUAUGCCUUCGAGGAUUGGCUGCGGAAGCCUCAGCCAGACCCCUGUUCCGGUUGCUGCGCCGGUAUGCCCAUCGCACCCAAGCCCGUGGAGAUUGAAAACCUGGCGAGCCUCUGGUGUAUGGCCGACAAGGCAGUAGAGGACGAGCGCCUGCCCUAUCAGAGCUGGCUGCUGCAGCAGGCGGCCCCUCGCGUCCAGCCCGCGGAAGGGUUCCACGGGGAGAAGUUCGGAGGGCAGCAGCAGAAGCAGCAGCAAGAGUGGCUCGCCUGUGCCCGCCCCGCCCCGGAGCUGAGCGUGCGUAAGGCGUGCAAGGCCAACGAGCCCUGCGCCAGCUUCGCCGAGUGCGUGUGCGAGGGAAGCUGCAAGCGUGAGGCCCUGAGCAAGUGGCUGCUGGGACAGGAGGGCCGCGACAAAAACGGCAGUGUCGUCGUCGUCGCACCGCACAGCGAAAAAGCCAGAGAUGAGCACCACGGGGUGGAGAAGUCCAUGGCUGAGGUGAACGUCUCGGAGAAGAAGUCGCAGAGCGAGCAGCCUCCCGGUCCCGCUGUGCUCAAGGAGGGAGGGAGGGAUGACCUGAAAGCGCAGUGGCUUCACCCACGCCAGCCGCGCCUCGUGCAGGAAGUGCAGUCCUCUCUCAAGCCGCCACUCAGCCGGGGGAUGGAGAAGGCCAUGACCGCCUCCAUCGCAAACUGGCUGCUGGCCACGCAGUGUGCAGCGAGGGAUGUGGCGGCGGUGGCGCCGCCGGGGUUCAAGUGUGUGGAGCUGCCGCACGGUGGGCCGUGCGACAAUGCCAAGUGGAUCCUCGCGCGAGAGUGCAGCUCUUACAACAGCAGCAGCGGCGGCGUUGGUAGCUCCCCAGAGAUUGCUCACCUUCGCCAGGACACGGACAAGUGGCUUCUAAAGAAGCGCUCCUACGAAGAGAAAGAAAUGCACACGUUUUGUGACGUCUUCUCAAAGAUGAACACUGAGGAUGAACCUCCGUACAAAAAAUGGCUUCUCUACUCUCAGAUGUGAAUUUCUACCAAGAACAGCACUUUCUUGCCAAUGGCCUCUUUAUGAAAACCUUAAUCGUUUAGAAACUAAACAAAAUUGUAGGCCAUCAUACAUGUUGAUGGUGGUUAACUCCUAAUGGGCAUUAACCUUUUUUUAUAGAGGUUCCUGAUUUUAUUUUCAAGGUGGUGCAUCCAUAAACUCCUCCAAAGCCGAAUGAGACUGCGUUCGUUCAUGCACUUAUUGCUCGUGGGCUAAAACAUUUUUGAAACCUAAUUUUGAAACGGCUUUUACAAUGCCCGAAUUCUGCAGGAAUCUUUCUACCAGAAAGUUCUUGCUUUGAAUUGAUUUUACAGUUGCAAUCGCUAAUAUGCAUUACUGCAAAUUAAUAACCAUAGUAAUUUCCAUGAUCGUUUGUGAUGUGGGAUAUUUUGGAAAUUUCCUUGUGAUGAACAUCUUGCUAAAAUCGUUUUUGAACGACCGAGCCCAUUAAUUGAUACUUUAGUAUAACUUUAAUGAUAUUACUGCACCACUAUUUUAAAAUGACACCUUAAUCUCCAGAAAUAUUUGCUUGUACGCUUAAUACCCGAGGAGCUAAGGGUAAGCAUUAUACUUUACUCAGUGCAAUUCAUGCAAUGUAACAUUUCCAUAAAAUGCAGAUUUUAUCGUAAUAAAUUCACGUGAAAGCA